This is a messenger RNA of Stegodyphus dumicola, 1083 nucleotides long. RefSeq lists its product as uncharacterized. The record is from RefSeq and is a predicted model, not a curated record. Lineage: Eukaryota; Metazoa; Arthropoda; Arachnida; Araneae; Eresidae.
AUGCCAUCAAGAGGAUGUUCUGUGAAGAAACUCAUUGAAUCAAGAUGCUGGGAGGACCCACAUUGGUUGGCACUGCCGGAAGAAGAAUGGCCUCGUUCUAUCCCAAUCGAUAACAAAGAAGAGAAUGAUUGGGUGGAUACACAGAUUCAUAGGAAACAGCGAAAGAGGACAGAAGAAAGAGAAGCAGAAGAGUUAAAAGUUUAUGAAUUGACAAGGGCUGAGAAAUGUAUCGUAAAGAUUAUUCAACAUGAUUCUUUUUCAUCUGAUGAUAUUAAGAAACUGAUGUCAAUAAGCGUGUUCAAAGAUGGUGAAGGCAUUUUACGUGUCAAGUCUAGGUUGACUGAAAGGAAAGACCAUGAAAAUUUUAUUUAUCCGAUGUUACUUCCUAAGAAUCAUAAGAUUGUGGAGAAAUUGAUAAUUCAUAAACAUCUCUCUAUAUCUCAUGCAGGAAUUCACGUACUGAUGUCAACACUUAGAGAGACGUUUCGGAUCCUGAGAAGCAGAGCUACGAUUCGAAAAGCUUUAUAUGCAUGUGUCAGGUGCAGGAGACAUGGAAGUAAACGACUACAGACUGUGCCUGCUACUCUACCAGAAAUGAGAGUUAGAGAUGCUCCGGCGGUCCAUUUGGAACUGAUUUUGUCCCUUUCAACUCAAGGAUUUUUGCUUGGUCUUAGAAGAUUUAUUGCCCGUAGAGGGAGGCCAUCGAUAAUUUACAGCGAUAAGAAAAGCAAUUUUGUCGGAUCCAGUAAUCUCUUGAGAUCGAUUAAUUGGAAUACCAUUGAGAUAGAAGCCGCUACAAACAAGAUCGAUUGGAAGUUCAGUCCAUCCACCGCACCAUGCUGGGUUGGCUUUUGGGAAAGACUGGUUCAAAUGAUUAAGAAGCUUUUGCGUCGAGUGCUAGGCCAGUCACGUCUGAAUUAUGAAGAAUUGAUGAGUGGGCUGUGCGACUGCGAAGCAACUGUAAAUGCCAGACCACUCACUUAUGUGUCAGAGGACUUAGAUGAUCUGAUGCUUUUGACACCUUCCUUGGUUUUAGGUGAAAUUCCAGUCUUUGGAGUUCCUGACUUGGAUCAUCUUGAUAAA